AUGCCUCCAAGGGUCUCCCUUGGCGCCUUUCUCGCCAACGCGAGAUCGGCCCUGGCGGCUCCGCAACGGGCAAGUCCCCUGACGUUGGUCAUCGGCAACGAAUCUGCAGACCUCGAUUCUCUCUGCUCUGCCGUCGUCUACGCCUACCUCCGCAGCUAUGCUCCGCCUCACACGCUCCACAUCCCCAUCUCAAACCUACCCCGCGAUGAUCUCAAGCUCCGUCCCGAGAUGACGGCUGCCCUGGCGCACGCCCAGCUGAAGCCGAGCGACCUUCUCACGCUCGAUGAGAUACCGCAAGACCUCGCCGCGAAGGACUCCAGAUGGGUUCUCGUAGACCACAAUGCCCUGACGGGAGGCCUUGCGAGCAAAUACAGCAGCAGUGUGGUCGGCUGCGUAGACCACCAUGCCGAUGACAAUCAGGUUCCUCAGGAUACUGGCGACGAACCCCGGGUGGUCGAAAAGUGCGGAAGCUGUGCGAGCUUGGUGGUGGAGUACUGCCGCCCGGCGUGGGAGGACCUCGCAAAGUCAGAGGAGGGUCCUAGAGACGUGGACGAGCACCUCGCCAGGCUCUCACUGGCGGCGAUCCUGAUUGACACCACAAACCUCAAGUCCAAGGAUAAGACGACCGACAAGGACAUUAGCGCUGUUUCCUUUCUCGAAAAGUUUACGGAUGGACGCGACGCAUUUUUCAACGAGAUAUCCGCCGUUAAGGAAGACAUAUCCUCGUUGGGGUUCCGCGACGUGUUCCGCAAGGAUUACAAGCAGUGGGAGGACAAGGGCGAAGGCUCUGCACAGAGCCGCCGCCAGGUUAUGGGCGUGUCAGCCAUUGUCCAGAAUUUGGACUACCUCCUUGAGAAGGCUGGUGGCGACGACAAAGUGCUGCUGGGCGAGUUCAAGAAGUGGGCCGAGGAGAAGAAGAUGGAUGUUGGCGUCAUUAUGACGACUUCGCAUCCUGGUGGGAAGUUCCAGAGAGAUUUGCUCUUGUGGGCAUUUAACGAGAACGCUGUUGACUACUGCAAGAAGUUCUACCAAGAUUACAAGGACGAGUUGGGUCUGGAGAGUUGGGGCGAGGGCAGACUCGAUCAGGUCGGAGGUGGGGAGUGGAGGAUGGCUUGGCACCAGAAGAGUCUGUCCAGCUCUCGCAAGCAGGUUGCGCCCAUGCUGCGGCAGACUAUCAAAGGCGGUACCAGGCUUUGA
Colletotrichum orchidophilum is the source of this 1197-nucleotide messenger RNA. Its product is annotated as exopolyphosphatase. The transcript has 2 exons. The record is from RefSeq and is a predicted model, not a curated record. Gene Ontology annotation, cellular component: cytoplasm. Bases 1 to 1197 code for a protein of 398 amino acids. Gene Ontology annotation, molecular function: exopolyphosphatase activity. Lineage: Eukaryota; Fungi; Ascomycota; Sordariomycetes; Glomerellales; Glomerellaceae.